Molecule: messenger RNA, 1698 nt
Organism: Tarenaya hassleriana
Lineage: Eukaryota; Viridiplantae; Streptophyta; Magnoliopsida; Brassicales; Cleomaceae
Product: G-type lectin S-receptor-like serine/threonine-protein kinase SD2-5
Exons: 2
Coding region: 215-1609 (464 amino acids)
Source: RefSeq, a predicted model, not a curated record
UUAUGACACAAGAACAACACUCAACCAACAACAAAAAAAAAAAGCAAAGGCAAAAUGAAAGCUGAGACCUUUUUCUGCACGGGUGUGGGGAAGAACACUCAUACCAAACUUCCUCUCCAUUUUCUCGCCAUCUUUCCUUUUCCAGGAAAAUUCCGAAGAUCAGUGAGAAAAGUCCAAGGGGAAAAAACUGCAGAAGCAGAACCCAAAAGGGCCUAUGGAGAAGAAGAUAUACACUCUCAGUUUUCUUCUUUGCCUGUUAUCCAAACUCCAGGGGAUCUGCAAAUCAGAUAUCGGCCUCGGCUAUGCCUUGACGCUCGCCACACCUGCAGAAUUCAAUGCAGGAUUCGUAGGGAAAGCUUAUAUUAUCCAGACAGAACAGACAGAACCCAGUUUCAAGGCCGCAUUGGCGAUUGAAGCAAAUGAAGGAAGAUACUCUUGUUCUAUUGAAGUUUUCCUGGGAGAUGUCAAGGUUUGGAGCUCAGGACAUUACUCAAAGUUGUAUGUUUUUGACAAGUGUGUGCUUGAGCUGACCAAAGAUGGGGACUUGAGGCUAAAGGGUCGCAAGAAACAUGUGGGAUGGCGAACUGGAACCGCUGGACAAGGCGUGGAGAAGCUGCAGCUACUAAGCACAGGGAAUCUGGUCCUGGUUGAUGAAAUGGGUCUGAUCAAAUGGCAAAGUUUCAACUUUCCAACCGAUGUGAUGCUGCAAGGACAGAGACUAGACGUGGCAACUCAGCUAACUUCGUUCCCAAGCGACUCGAACAUGUUCUACACUUUCGAAGUUCUACGUGACAAGAUAGCUCUGUUUGUGAACUCAGGUCAAGUGAAGUACUCAUACUGGGAAUACAAGCCAGCAAAGAACCAAAACGUCAAUUUUAUCAGAUUGGGCUUAGAGGGUCUUGACUUGUUUGACGAUAAUAGCCACAAAAUUGCUCGGAUAGAACCCGAAAGAACCGAAAGAACGCAACUUUUUAGAUUCUUGGCGGUCGGGAACAGAACAGGAAAUCUGGGACUCUACUCCUACUCCUCUGAAAAGGGAAAGUUUGAGACUUCAUUCCAAGCUCUCAACGACACAUGUGACCUUCCUCUGGCUUGUAAACCGUACGGAAUCUGCACAUUCUCCAAGGCUUGUUCCUGCAUAAAGAUCGCAACAAAGGAGGAGAAUAGCAUGGAUUCGGAUUGCGGCGAGGAGAUUUCAGGAGAGAAGAGACGAAGUUUAUGUGGUCACGAGAUGCUAGGGCUAGACGGAGUGAAAACUGUGCUGAAAAACGGGACACGGGUGAACAACGUAAGCAAAGAAGCUUGUAAAGAAAUGUGUCAGAAAGACUGUAAAUGCGCAGCAGCGAUGUAUUCGGAAGAAGGGUGUUUCAUAUAUGGGAUUGUGAUGGGUGUUAGGCAAAUAGAGAGCGUGCCCAGGUUGAGUUUCAUGGUGAAGGUCCCCAAAGGUGGGAGAUUGAGCGACGGGAAAUCUGGCGUGAGAAAAUGGAUUCUGGGAUUGGUAGGAGGAGUUGAUGGUUUCGUGAUUCUGCUCGUUCUGAUCGGAGUUACCUAUUAUUUCAUACGAAAGAGACGGAAAAACUCGCUGCCCGCAGAUUCCCAGUCCCGAUAGUUCACACCUCGAUUUCCUUGCUCACAGAUUAUGUUUUUUUUUUCCUUUCUCUCUUGUUUUGCAUUUCCUUUUCUUUCUGGCAAAAUCAA